ACAGCAGUCACAUGGCAAGGUCAAAGUAUACUUAGAGGAGUGAGGUUUUUUACACCAGCGCUGUGAGCAAGGCGAGCAUUUGAAAGUGUUCCGCUGUCACUUCACACUAUCAGUGACCCGCCAUGAGUCUCAGAGUCUUCAGCUCCGUGCUUCUGACAGAGAAGCCGACGACAGGCAAAGGGAAGGACAAAGCUGGCAUUCAGUGUGUGGAGUGCUGCUGCAAGAGCCUCUACAUAGGGGGGAAGGACAGUGUGGUCCAUCAGUUAAACCUGCCGGCCAUGGGGGCCGCCGCCGCAGCCACUCCAAACGUCCGGGAGGUCAACCGCAGACAGAUGGGCAGGGGUGGCGCCGUCGUUCAGCUGAGGGCUAUCCCUGUCCUCAACCACCUGCUUGUGCUCUGGGAUGGUUCCGUCACCGCCCUGAACAUGUUCUCCUUAGAACCCGUCCCGCCACUGAAGAAGCUCCAGAACGUGUCCUGCAUGGAGGUUAGCGCCUCUGCUUCCCCCACCCAGCCAGUGUAUGUGGAGCUCCUCACGGCCUCCGUGAAGAGGAGGUGCGUAAGCCUCCACAGGGUGUAUGUGAAUAAGUGGGAGUGCCUGAAGCAGCUGCCCCUGUUGCAGGAGCCCAUGGCUUUGGCAGUGAGGGAACCCUGUGUGUGUGUGGCCACAGCUGACAGGUACAUGUUGCACGAUUAUGAGAGUGGAAACACGCUCGACCUGUUCCAGCACAACCUGAGCAAGCCCAACCUGAUCGUAAAACAGGCGGGGGAAAGGGAGUUCCUUCUGAAUGGACCUGGAUCACUGGGCAUGUUUGUGAUGUCAGAUGGCAUCUCCCAGCGUCCACCGGUGCCGUGGCCUGAGGGCGUCCUGGACGCAGCCGUGUGCUUCCCUUACACCCUGGCCCUGCAGAGUCAAGCAGUGCACGUCUACAGCAUGCUGGACCAGAAGCUGAAGCAGGUCAUCCCCAUACCGAAGGCAGGAGCACUGACCUCGACCACAGAGGGUGUGUUUGUCAUUGCCGAGAGAGACAUUUACUGCCUGCGUCCCAGUGCCCUUGGGGAUCAGAUAGAAGCCCUGGUGGCUGAAGAGGAGAUGGACCAGGCUUUGGUUCUGCUGGAGGGAGUUAAAGAUCUCCUGCCACAGGACACAUACAAGGACCUACGGAAGAACAUUUCCUGCAUGUUGGGAUUAAUGCACUUCAACCAAGAGUGCUUCAGAGAGGCCAAAGAACUCCUAAUAGAAAGUCACCUGGACCCGCGGGAAGUCAUCCAUCUGUACCCAGAGGUGAACAGCGCCUGUGGCGACUUCGACACCCAGCUGCCGUCCAUCAGUAACAGCAGAGACUUGCGAACCCUGAGCAGGGAGGACCAGGCCUCGUACCAGCGCUUCCUCCACUUCCUGGGCGACUUCCUGCGAGCGGUCAGAGGGACGGCUCAGGCCGUGGCCUGCCGGUCGGACGUGGACUCCGCACUGUUGAAAGUGUAUCUGCAGUCAGAGGAGACUGAGAGGCUCCUUCAGCUGGUGUGUGCUCUCAAUGACUGCCAUCUUGACCUGUGUGCCUCAGCGCUGAAGCAGCACAAAAGAUUUUUUGCCCUUGGACUACUCUACCAGAGUCACGGUCAACAUUUCAAUGCGAUCCAGACGUGGGUGUGGAUAGCUGAAGGGCGGUACGAUGACAGCUCUGCGACCAAUGUGUACGAUCACAUCCUGAGCACACUCAGACGGCUGAACGACAGAGACACCUUCUGGAAGUUUGCAGACUGGGUUUUGCAGAGAGAUCAGGAGGCUGGAGUACAGAUCUUCAUACAGGACACUGAGGGCUCCAUUCCUCCCUUUCACUCAGACGAGGUCAUCUGUUUUUUACAAAAGUAUCCCGUGUCUUUGCUGACAUAUCUGGAAUAUUUAGUCGGAGAAUUAAAAAGCAAGGAGGAGAGGCAUCACACCCUCCUGGCCCUGGCAUAUGUCGCCCAGAUUCUUCAGCAGGGCUCCGGAGAGGCUGUCGAAUCCGCUGGCGAAAGCGUCAGACGGAAGCUGCAGCAGCUUCUGUGGCAGUCGACUCAAUGUGAUGCUGGCGCUCUGCACGAUAAAAUUUCAUGCACGAGCUUACACACGGAGAAAGCGAUCCUGCUUGGGAAGGCUGGGGAGCAUAAGAAGGCCCUUCAGAUCUUAGUCCACAAAGAGAAAGACAGGCAGGCAGCAGUGGAUUACUGCUGGAGGACCUCUGCUGGUCGAGAGCGGGACUUCAGGCAGAGGCUCUUCCUCUCACUGCUUCAAAUCUACCUGGACUCCACACCAGCAGUGGGAGCUGCUGCAGACCUGCUGAACAACCACGCCGCCGCGUUCGAUGCGAUGGUCGUGCUGCAGGUGCUGCCAGGCAGCUGGUCAGCGCAGCUGGUGAUGCGCUUCUUGCGGGAAGCGUUAAGGGACGCCUUUCACCAGAGGAGGAUGAAGGAGGUGGAGAGGGCCUUGGCCAGGGCAGAGCAGCACAGGCUCAUAUACACACGGACUAAGACCUCAAACACGAUGAUAAAACUGGAGAGCAGCACCAUGUGCCAUGUCUGCCAGCGUCUCCUCACACGGCCCGAGUUUGUCUUCACACCAACGGGCGAACUCGCCCACCUCCACUGCACAACAGGAGGCAAAAGUGCCCAGACAUUAUAGUACCCAUUUAGCAAAGCCAGAGUCCCAACCAAACACUACAAAGUACAAAUCUGAACCUGAAAAUGCCUACAUCUCCUUUAGACUUCAGUCCACACAUUUACUUCUUUCGGUAAAUAACUGCAUAAUUAGAGCAACUUUAUGGGACUGGGAAUCAUACAUCACAAGGCGCUGCACUGCUAAACUGUGUGUCGGGUACAGUGCAUGUCCCCAGGGGUUUAUGGCGGCCGCCUCUUAACCGUGCGCUCGUAAGUCCUUUUUGUGGCCACAUGCUGACGUCAGCACAGGAGGGCACCCGUUGCCACGCCGCACAUCUCCUUCGGUUCGUUUGAAGCCAAUUACAGCUUAGCUCUGAUACUUUGUGUCACAAGCAGCACAAAAGCGAGAAGGUUGCAGGGGCAACUUUACAGGCAACUAGACGGUCUGAAGGUGUGUGAGAGUGGCUGUGUGCAUUCUGGGCAUGUUUUCUAAUGUUUGCCUGUCAGGCAGGGACACCUGAACUGGGCCUGGACCCGCUCCAGAAAUGCUGACUGUGGUCCGACAGAUGCGCCGGUCAGACUCCCACAGGACACACUCCGGAGGACAUUUCAGCCUCACCGCAGUCUAGCCCGACAGGAAGACCCUAGCUAUUUUAUACCCACGCAUGUUACUAGUGCAAGUCAUGUGCCCGUCUCCAUCAGGUGUCCGAAAAUAAACGAAAGACAAAAUCCUUUUCAGCCCCCUCACAGGCCUAAUUUGCCUUGUGGCGGCCCCAAAACAUACAUCCCAGGGCACUAUAUGACACUGUGAAUAUUCUGCUUGCAUUAAAAUACACUCAAAAAUACCACAGAAGUGGAGCUUGACUGCUUUUGGAGGGUGAUAUAUAUUCCAUAGACCAUAGCAUGUCAAAAACCACUUCCCAUGAAUGAGAUAUAUUGUUAUAGUGGGCAACCGCAUGGGCCGUAGUCGGAGGAAUCAGAGGCUACUUUUUUACAUGUUAACCUCAAAGGUUCAGGCUGUGGGCCCAAGGACGUCCUUCUGACCUGGCGUGUCUGUCUUCCAAUACCCUAAAAGGUUUCACUGCCUGUAUAUAUAUAUACAGUAUAUUCAUUAAUUCCACAAAAAAACCCAGUCUUCUGACACAUAAAUGCAUAUACCGUUUAAUUCAAAUGAUAGUGUUCGAAAAGUAAUAAUAUGUAAACAAAUAUAGCAAUAUGUGGAAACUUGUUCUAAGUAAGCAUAAACAUAUAGUAUUGUGCCAGAUGGAGAAGGAAAAUGGCCCAGAUUUAUGAAUCGAAGCUCUUUUGACUUAAUGCUAACCGUAGGCACGCAUGCUUUUUUUCUCUUCAUCUGUCCAACUGGACUUUUAAAAGGAGGAGCGUACAUAUAAAUUGCUGCCUGGGCUAAAAGCUGCCAUUGCGAAGGGUUGUGUGUGAGAGGGAGUUUGUAAACACAUGAAUGCAUGCGCGUGGGACGUACCUUGUGUUUUUCUCUUGCACGUCCAUGACCGCCUUUGGCCCUGAAGGAACCUGAUCCAUUACUGUUUGGGUUAAGUCCGACUUAACUGGACUGAGAGUUCUUAUUGACCCCUCAUAACUCUGAUUAUGUUUAACAUUAUGAUGGCCAUUUGUGUGAUUAAAGUUUCAAAUGACAAAAAAAAAAAA
Molecule: messenger RNA, 4300 nt
Organism: Clupea harengus (Atlantic herring)
Lineage: Eukaryota; Metazoa; Chordata; Actinopteri; Clupeiformes; Clupeidae
Product: transforming growth factor-beta receptor-associated protein 1
Biological process (GO): vesicle-mediated transport; autophagy; endosomal vesicle fusion
Cellular component (GO): membrane; cytoplasm
Source: RefSeq, a predicted model, not a curated record